Molecule: messenger RNA, 1006 nt
Organism: Neodiprion virginianus
Lineage: Eukaryota; Metazoa; Arthropoda; Insecta; Hymenoptera; Diprionidae
Gene: Prosbeta5
Product: proteasome subunit beta type-5
Exons: 5
Coding region: 61-912 (283 amino acids)
Cellular component (GO): proteasome core complex
Molecular function (GO): threonine-type endopeptidase activity
Source: RefSeq, a predicted model, not a curated record
GGCAACUCGUGGUUCUUCGCAGAGUUGACAAAGUAGUUCGUGAUUGUUACAGUAUCAGACAUGGCGCUCGCUGAAGUUUGCGGAGUAAAUUCUUACUUGGAUUUUAAUUUACCCAGAAAUAAUGACAAUUUUCAAGGGGAAAUUGAAGCCUACAGCAAGAAUUUCAGCAACAACUUGAAUUUGGCUAUGCCUCCGUUCGCAAACCCGGCUGAAAAUUUGUCUCGAUUCUCGACCGAUGAAAAUGGAAGAAAAUUGAAAAUAAAUUUCGAUCAUGGCACAACGACCCUUGGAUUUCGUUACAAAGGUGGCGUCGUUCUUGCUGUGGAUUCGCGUGCUACUGGUGGCCAAUUUAUUGGGUCUCAGAGCAUGAAGAAGAUCGUUGAGAUCAAUGACUAUCUUUUGGGAACACUAGCUGGUGGUGCUGCUGACUGCGUCUACUGGGAUCGUGUCUUGGCAAAGCAAUGCCGAAUGUAUGAGCUUAGAAACAGAGAACGAAUCUCUGUUGCUGCUGCAAGCAAACUGAUGUCCAACAUGGUUUACAAUUAUAAAGGAAUGGGCCUUUCUAUGGGAAUGAUGAUCGCCGGCUGGGAUAAAAGAGGGCCUGGCUUAUACUAUGUUGAUUCAGAAGGAACUCGAACAGCCGGUCAAGUGUUUAGUGUUGGUUCUGGCUCUGUAUACGCCUUUGGCGUUUUGGAUUCCGGUUACCACUGGGACUUGACAGAUGAAGAAGCCUAUGAAUUAGGGAGAAGGUCCAUUUACCAUGCCACUCACAGGGAUGCGUACUCUGGGGGUAUAAUACGAGUUUAUCACAUGAAAUCUACUGGAUGGGUUCACAUUUCCGACGAGGACUGCAAGGAUCUUCAUUACAAGUAUCAGGAAGACAAAGAGAAGCUGAGAAAUGUACGACAGUAAUAAAAUUUUCAUUCAAGUGUAUCCUCAAGAAUAUAUUGUAUUGCAAACAAUCGUCAUUUUGUGAUUAAUUAAAAGUUUUUUCGUAUUGCAUAAA